AUGGCCAAAAAAAUACAAUAUAGGAAUAAUCCAUUCAAUGUUACAACAAUCUUUAAAUGCUCUAAUCAAAUCCCGAGGGAUCUUCAAAGAACAAUUCCUUUCAAAUUCGAAAAAAUGAUGUUUGUUAAUCCAACACUACAACGUGGAGUAAUUAGUAUAGACAAAAACAAUAUAGAAAUUUUUAUUACGAUUCCAAUAUCAAGUUGGGCUGCAAUUGCUUGCAAUUUAAUUAUUCCAAAUUCAGACAUCCGAUUUUACGAGCCAAUUUUUGUUGGAAACGGAGAAUUUGAAGCAGAUGAUUCAAUGAAUCGUUGUAAGAUUCCAAUUUACGCAGAAAGUCCUACAAAAUUUAGAAUUAAAUUGCCAUGCCACGAUUUAUUAUGUUACGCACCAAGUUGCUGUUUGCCAAAGAUGUUUGUAUGCACUCGUUGCUACGACUAUGUAAUGAUGAACUUUAUCCUUGACAUUUCCGUUAUUUCAAGAAAUCUUGAAGGAAUUACAGGUUUAAUCAAGUCAUUAUAUUGGAAAUUAGAUUACGAUGGUCUUGGUUUCUUCUGCAGCGUUUCAUCUAAGAUCGAAACCGUUGAAUUUAUCUCAGAUGAUCCAAAAUUGAAACAAAUUGUAUUAGAUAUUCUUCCAAAGAUAGAACAGCAUAAGAAUCCAGAAAAUGGUGUCAAAAUACAUCUCAACGGCAUCGAAAUAAUGGAAUUUGUUUAUGGAAUUGGAAGAUCAAAAUAUUAUUUUGUCUGUAUCCUCAAAAAUCAACCAUUUCAAUUUGUUGAACGUGGAUUUUCUGUUAUAUGUGCUUAUAUUGCCAUGAUUUUCCACAUUUACGUUACUCAUUCCGAAGAUUCUUUGAUGAUUGAAAGAAUUGACAAGUUAAUCUCUGCCAACACUAAAGCAACAUAUCUCGAAUUCGUUGGCCAGACAGCUUAUUCAACAAACACCAUAGUUGAAUAUAAAGGAGAAUAG
Molecule: messenger RNA, 972 nt
Organism: Trichomonas vaginalis G3
Lineage: Eukaryota; Parabasalia; Trichomonadida; Trichomonadidae
Exons: 1
Coding region: 1-972 (323 amino acids)
Source: RefSeq, a predicted model, not a curated record